Molecule: messenger RNA, 1500 nt
Organism: Nerophis lumbriciformis (worm pipefish)
Lineage: Eukaryota; Metazoa; Chordata; Actinopteri; Syngnathiformes; Syngnathidae
Source: RefSeq, a predicted model, not a curated record
AUGUUCCAUUCUGCCAUUGUGCCUUGUGUUAGGAAGCGGUCAAAACCAACGAGCGUCGGUGUCCCAAGUCAUGUGAUUAAGUUUAAGGAGGUGAGACUGUACCUAGUGGAGAGGAAAAUGGGCUCCAGCAGGAGAAGCUUUCUGACCCAGCUGGCCAGGUCAAAAGGCUUUGUUGUGGAUGACAUCCUCAGUGAUGAGAUCACUCACGUGGUGUCUGAAGACAGCGAGACAUCAUCUCUUUGGACGUGGCUAAAGGGGUGUGGCCUUGGAAAUCUUUCCAAGAUGCAAGUGCUGCACAUCAGUUGGUUCACUGACAGCAUGAGAGAGGGAAGGCCUGUUACUGUUGAGAACAGACAUCUUAUUCAGGACGCACUACCUGCAUUGCAAAUAGAAUCAGCACUAGCCCCUGUGGCUAUGAUUUCUCAAUAUGCCUGUCAGAGACGGACAAGUACAGACAACAAAAACAAGAUUUUUACAGAUGCUUUUGAAAUACUGGCAGAGAACUACGAAUUCAAUGACCUGAAGAGUUCAUGCAUUGCCUUUAGGAGAGCUGCGUCUGUCUUGAAAAGUCUGCCGUGGACUGUGGAGUGUAUAGGGGCCACUCAGGGCUUACCCUGCCUGAGGGAGCACACCAAGGCAGUUAUGGAGGACAUCCUGCAAUGUGGCCGUUCCUUUGAAGUUGAAAAAAUACUCUCAAGUGAGCGGUAUCAGACAUUAAAGCUGUUCACAAGUGUGUUUGGGGUUGGACUGAAGACAGCAGAGAAAUGGUACCUUAGGGGGCUGCGCUCAUUUAGUGAGAUUCUGGCAGAGCCCAGCAUUGAGCUCAACCGGAUGCAGAAAAGUGGUUUUCUGCAUUAUGGAGACAUCUCGAGGGCUGUCACUAAAGCGGAGGCUCAAGCCCUGGGGAACAUUAUUGACGAAGCUGCCCAUUUGAUCACAUCGGACGCCGUAAUAGCAAUGACAGGUGGCUUCCGCAGGGGUAAGGAGGUUGGCCAUGAUGUAGACUUUAUCGUCACAACACCUGAGGCGGGAAAGGAGGAAUACAUGCUACGCCAAAUUAUCGAUAGCUUCAAAAAACAAGGAAUUCUUCUUUACUGUGAAUACCAGGCCUCUACUUUCCACAUGUCCAAGCUGCCAUGCCAGUCAUUUGAGGCAAUGGACUAUUUUGCCAAAUGUUUUCUCAUCCUGCGCUUGGAGGCUAGCCGAGUGGAUGGAGGUCUCAGCUGUGCUGAGGGGGACAACAGGGGCUGGAGGGCAAUUCGUGUGGACUUGGUAUCACCACCGAUGGAUCGUUACGCAUUUGCUCUCCUGGGAUGGACUGGAUCCACGCAGUUUGACAGAGAUCUGAGGAGGUUCGCUCGAUCAGAGAGAAGGAUGAUUUUAGACAAUCAUACUCUUUACGACAAAACAAAGAAAGAGUUCCUGACAGCGAGGAGCGAGGAGGACAUAUUUGCUCAUCUGGGUCUUGAGUACAUUGAGCCUCUGCAAAGAAAUGCGUAG